AUGCUGCAGGACCCGAAGUGCUCGAUGGCGUGUCCUCCACAGCUCUUUUAUAAUGUACCACCUGAUGACCCACUAUGCCAGAGCUUGGACACUUUUGUACACAUAUCUGAACCCAUCAAAGACUCCAUGGGUGUGGCUUGGUGCACUGGAUCUGGAUACGUGCUGAGGAGAGCAGCUUUGCAAUCAAUCGGAGGAUUUCCCAUCGGUUCUCUGGCAGAAGACGUAUGCUGUUUUAGUAUGCUCUUAGGCUCAGGCUGGAAUACCGCGUUUGUUCAUGAGCCCUUGCAGUUCGGAACGGUACUGGAUUCUCUCACGAGUCACUUGAAGCAACGCACACGUUGGACUAUUGGCACCGUCCAGACGUCGUUCAAGCUGCGAUUUAGCAUCUUUGGGCCUCUUGUGAAGCACAUGACCUUUUCUCAACGCCUUUGCGGAUUCGUCUACACAGUAUCGUCUCUAUUCACCGUCUUUCUGGUGUUAUCAAUGUUUACGGCACCUAUCGUCCUCAUCUCUGGCGGAAAUCUUGUACCAUACACGUCAAUGAAUCAACUCAAGUGGCUAAUACGAUCAAAUUUUCUGACCAUUAUAUUGAAUCGCAUCAACGAGUUUAUCUCGUAUCUGCCUUCCGGCUAUCGGACUGGCCAAAGGGGUGCAAGAGCUAUGAUGUGGAUGGCGCCAUUUCAUGCCUUAUCCGUCAUUCGGACGUUCCUUCUUCCCGAGUGGUUAGGGGGCAAGGUCGCAGUUUUCACUUCCUCAGGGUCACAGAAAGCUGAUCUCAACGAGCGUGACCCGAAACCGCGUGCCCCAGUCUGGCGCCGUCUCGUGGUCACUAUGUGGGAUUGUCAGUGCUAUCUUCACCUUGUCUAUAUCAUGUUCGUGGUGGCAGCCGUUAUCACGCGCAAAACAACACUGAAGAAAACCUUGAUUUCUCUUCUUACUCACGCAGGCUGGCCACCUCUUAUUUGGCUAACCUGCAUCUUGUCAUGCUGGGUGCCGAUCAACUAUGCACUGUUUCCUCCGGACUGCCCAGACCGACAGGACCUCCUGGACAGAGAUCCAGAUACUGGUGUAGCCUAUCCAAAGGAGGAUUCCAAGCACACAAAAUCUACUUGGGCUGCAUGGGCAUUCGAGGCACAAAACAGCUUCAUUACAUUGUACAUGACUGUUGUUUUCGUACUUUCGUUCUGGUUUUGA
Molecule: messenger RNA, 1194 nt
Organism: Exophiala aquamarina CBS 119918
Lineage: Eukaryota; Fungi; Ascomycota; Eurotiomycetes; Chaetothyriales; Herpotrichiellaceae
Exons: 5
Coding region: 1-1194 (397 amino acids)
Source: RefSeq, a predicted model, not a curated record